AUGCGCCCAGUUGACGUGUCCGACCUGAUUGGCACAACCGUUGGUGAGCUGCUGGACAUGCUGCCAACGCCUCCGACAUCGCUGGCGGUACACUCGCAGCGUAGCUCUGGAAUCUCGCGGGUCAGCGGCCUUGGUAUCUCCAGUUCAGUUUCAGCGCAAAGCUUAGUUAGCAACGGCUCGGACAUGGAUGGAGAGUCCGCCAGCCACUCUGGCGUCUCCCAAACACUACACCACAGCAGCAACGGACCGUCUCCAGCCCUGGUUAGCUCGCCCCGGGAUCCGGCAGCCCCCGCCAUCCCACCAAGACCGAACGCCGUUCGUCGUCUCCCCUCCACCGAGCCUUCUUCUCCACUGGCCACCCCAUCCCCCGGUGCCGCGCCGCCCACUCUUCGCAACGUGCAGUCUUCGUCUGGAUCAUCCACUGCUCUUGGAGCUGAAGCCAGCGAGGCAGAAUACUUUGAUUUGUUGUGCAGGACAUGUCGUGGUGUUGUACACGAGCAAGAUCGGUCUCGGCUGUACGCGUAUUUGCUUCGGCUUCCCGCUGAUCAGCUGCACAUUGCUCAAGACACGGCGCAUCAAGCUCUGUCCGACAGUGAGACCAUUUUCGAGUGA
Molecule: messenger RNA, 612 nt
Organism: Capsaspora owczarzaki ATCC 30864
Lineage: Eukaryota; Filasterea; Ministeriida; Capsasporidae
Exons: 2
Coding region: 1-612 (203 amino acids)
Source: RefSeq, a predicted model, not a curated record